This is a messenger RNA of Ylistrum balloti, 1441 nucleotides long. RefSeq lists its product as uncharacterized. The record is from RefSeq and is a predicted model, not a curated record. Gene Ontology annotation, molecular function: acyltransferase activity, transferring groups other than amino-acyl groups. The transcript is spliced from 7 exons. NCBI's taxonomy places the organism in Eukaryota, Metazoa, Mollusca, Bivalvia, Pectinida, Pectinidae. Bases 130 to 837 code for a protein of 235 amino acids.
AUACAGUUCGGUUUGUGGAUACAGUGAUGUUGUUUAAUUGGUGAUUCCUGAAGAUGCGACUAUAUGCAUUCCAAUGAGAACACAUGAAUCCCUGCUUUUUUAUAUUUUCUAAACUGGCCGUCCAAAAUAAUGACACCACAAAAUGGAAAGGAUCCUGCCUUAAACCCAAUUGUCUCGCAGCCUCAACCAGUACCCAUCCAUGCUGACAUUAAUAGUUUGACUGUUCCAUUCCACAUACGGUGCCUCCGGGAUGAUGCAGAAGAUGCUGCAUUUGCAGGAAAGCUGACAGUGAAUGCUUUCAGAAGUAAAUAUGUCCAUGCAACAAGUGAAGGAAGCAUACCUGAUGUCAUCAGAACAAUUUCAAUGGAACAGCGUGGACAGGAUCCUAUCUACUACCAGAGGAACUUUGUUGCUGAGUAUGAUGGCAAACCUGUUGGUAUAAUCUACCUCAUUUUCCGUGGAGACCCUUUACCAAGGGAAAACACAGACGCCUUGGACACCUUUGGGUGUUGUGAUGUUUGCGGCCUUAAAUGUUUGAAUUAUGGACUCCGUACAGUGGACAACAUUGGGGACCAUGAGUGUUACUUGGAUAUGGUGGCAGUUGAGGAGGAAUUCCGAGGAAAGGGUAUUGGGAAAGCCCUACUGGACAGAGCUGAACAUGAGGCUCGCAUCCAUGGCUGUCGGACAAUUUCCCUGCUGGUUGGUGUCAACAAUUGGGCAAUACAUUUAUACGAAAGACAGGGAUACACUGUGUCCAGUAGAUCCUGGAAGUGUGGCUGGCUUUGGUGUACAGUGGGUAUAUGUUGUUUCCAGCAUAUGGAAAAACGACUGGACUAAUUCUCUGGCAGGGAGGAGGAUAUUAAAGAUAUUAAUGCAAUUCAACUUCUUAGGGCAAUUGACGGUUAUUUUUGAGACACUUUUGUGUUAUUCAUAUGUACAUGUAUUCAUCAACAAAAUUGUUAUUUUUUCUUUCUUUGAUUUAUUUGUUGAGUGUUAAUAGAUUUUCAGAAGACAAAUUCACAGUGGUUUAGUUACAAGAACCCUAUAUAAAUGUACUUCGUUACAUACAAUGUGUUAGGGUUGGAGACAAACAUUUUCAAUCAAUCAAAUAUUCCUCCAAAUGGUUCGGUCUGGUAUAAUUAAUAAUUUAUUAACACUUAAACAACAUAAAUGCAGAUAUGGUUAUUUUAUUUCUUUGUUAUUCUCACUAAAGAUCAAUACAUAUGCCCUUCUAAUUAGAAAAUCUACAGAAAUAGAACUACGCAAAUCUUCCUGAUUUAUGGCAGUUGGUUGAUAAGUGUUGAACUUUUAGUUUAUCAGUUAACUUAUUCAAAAUAUAUUCAGUGACUUUUUUUUUCUAGCAUAACCCUAACCAGAACUUUCUGGUUAGGGUUAUGCUAGAAAAAAAAAAAUUACUUGACCCCAGGAUGUAAAGCAAUUC